Messenger RNA from Pestalotiopsis fici W106-1, 627 nucleotides. RefSeq lists its product as uncharacterized. The record is from RefSeq and is a predicted model, not a curated record. The transcript has a single exon. The coding region runs from base 1 to 627 and encodes 208 amino acids. Lineage: Eukaryota; Fungi; Ascomycota; Sordariomycetes; Amphisphaeriales; Sporocadaceae.
AUGAGUGGUCACAGCCUAUACUCGGGCUACUCGGGUAGCUCGUCCCGCUCAAACCGUACCUCGGUCAGCUACUGCCAGCCCGAACCCGGCCGCCACCACGGCGGCGUGUACCGCGAAACGGACCCCCACGACAGCCGCGCCGUGCGCUUUGCCGCGCAUUUCUUGCAAGGUCCCUUUAGCGGUGCUUUGAGGAAGAGCGACCGUCAACACUCUUCUUCUUCUUCCCGUCACGGUCAUCAUCAUCAUGGCGGCAGCGGCAGCUCUUCCUAUUCUUCCGCGCCGUCAUCGUCGUCGAGGUAUUCUGCGUCUAGCACGAGGAGCCGGUCUCCCGACUCGAUGCGUUGGCAACAACAGCAGCAACAACAGCAGCAACAACAGCAGCAGCACCAGCAGCAGCAGUAUCAGCAUCCACAGCAGCAGUAUCAGCAGCACCAGCAGCAGCAACCACGUUACCCAGGGCCGCAAGCUGGGUACAGACCUGCUGGUCCUGGCUAUGGACCAGCCGGGCAGCAGCAGCCGUCCUUUGCGCGCCAACCGCCGGAUGUCUGGGGCAAAGGCCAGCCGCAGCAGUCUGGUGGUUGGCCGGGCUCCGGACCGCAGACGACGCAUGUCUUGUGGGACGAUUGA